UAAUUUGACAGCUAUAGCCUAUAGCCUUUGAGGCUUUCUAUGCCUACGAGCUUAAUUUACAAGUUUGUUUACAAAAAGUUGUGAGUUAUGUAAUUGAGGAAGCUGAACCUCUUGUGAAACAUUCAAGUAACCUGAAAGAAUUACCGAUAAAAUGAACAGUGAAGCAAACAAUCAAUCCACAGUUCCUAAAAAAGGGCCUAAUGAUUUCAUUUUCGGACGUGUGCUUGGAGAUGGGAGCUUUUCAACCGUUUAUUUGGCUAAAGAUAUACAAACAGGAAAAGAAUUUGCAAUCAAAGUAUGUGAAAAACGUCACAUCAUGAGAGAGAAAAAACAGCAGUAUGUUAAAAGAGAAAAAGAAGUCCUGAUGCUUUUAAGUGACAAAGUUAAAACCUCAGCUCCUUUUUUUGUGAGACUCUAUUGUACAUUUCAUGAUCAUAGUUCACUAUAUUUUGUUCUCACACGUGCUACAAAUGGUGAUUUACUAACCUAUCUUCAAAAAGCAGAGAAAUUUGAUGAAGAAGUAGCACAGUUCUAUACUGCAGAACUGGUCCAUGCAGUUGAACACAUGCACCUAUUGGGAGUCGUUCACCGGGAUCUAAAACCCGAGAAUAUAUUGCUAGACACACACAGACAUAUUCUGAUUACAGAUUUUGGUUCAGCCAAAAUAAUACCCCAGCCUCCAUUUUUACCAGAUGCAGAUAAUUCUAGUGAAGGCACCGCUCGACGUAGCAGCUUUGUUGGAACAGCACAAUAUGUGUCGCCCGAGAUUCUUACUGACAAGCGUUCUUCACCAGCAUCCGAUUUAUGGGCGAUCGGAUGCGUAUUGUAUCAAAUGCUAGAAGGCAAUCCUCCAUUUCAAGCAAGGAGUGAAUAUGCCAUCUUCCAGAAAAUCCUCAAAUUGGAAUUUGAAUAUCCCGCUCUUUUCCCGUCCGUUGCCCAAGAUUUUAUUUCAAAAUUACUAGUGAUUGAUUCAAAAGAAAGGUUGGGAGCCCAAGAUUUUGGUGGCUACCCUUCCAUCAAACAGCAUAGAUUUUUCCAGUCCAUAGAUUUCGAAACACUAUAUCUCAAAACACCCCCUUGUCCAAGCAAAUGCAGGGAUACUGUAGAUUUGGAGUCUGAAGCGAGUGAUCCGUCCGAAUUCCUAAACGCAGAACCAGGUCUCAGUGGACAACAGUUGAGCAAACUACUUGGUCUCCACCUCAACGAUGAGUCCUCAGACGCAAGUCGAAAGUCCGCCCCAGAACCUUCCAGAGAAACAUCUUCGUCAAUAAGUAGCACAACUAGUGUGCCUCCUCCACCCGCAAAAAAGGGUUUAAUCCAUUUUCCAGAAAAUGAACAACAACUUCAAGCCAGACUACUUCAACAACAAAAAACGCAGCCACAAUGGCACAAUUUGGUUGAUAAAAAGCUCAUCUUAAAACAAGGGCUUAUCGAUAAGCGAAAGGGUCUAUUUUCACGCCGAAGAAUGUUUUUACUAACACUGGGGCCUAAUCUUUACUAUGUGGACCCAUCUAAUAUGGUGUUGAAAGGACAAGUUCCUUUUGGCUUGACGUUAAAGGCGGAGCCAAAAAAUUUCAAAAACUUUCACAUUCAUACGCCUGGAAGAACAUACUACCUUGAAGAUUCUGAAGGAUUUGCAUUAGAGUGGUGUAAAGCGUUAGAAGAAGUUCGAAAACAUUAUUACGACUGAAUAUAAUAAAUAGUCUGUGGUAAAGAUAAACCUUGUAAAAAUAAAUUGCAAAUUACUAAUGUUCCUUAACGUUACAUACACUGUUCCGAAAUCAUA
Molecule: messenger RNA, 1786 nt
Organism: Daphnia pulicaria
Lineage: Eukaryota; Metazoa; Arthropoda; Branchiopoda; Diplostraca; Daphniidae
Gene: Pdk1
Product: 3-phosphoinositide-dependent protein kinase 1-like
Exons: 9
Coding region: 152-1690 (512 amino acids)
Biological process (GO): peptidyl-serine phosphorylation; intracellular signal transduction
Molecular function (GO): ATP binding; protein serine/threonine kinase activity
Source: RefSeq, a predicted model, not a curated record